Dendronephthya gigantea is the source of this 3228-nucleotide messenger RNA. RefSeq lists its product as uncharacterized. NCBI's taxonomy places the organism in Eukaryota, Metazoa, Cnidaria, Anthozoa, Malacalcyonacea, Nephtheidae. Bases 10 to 2997 code for a protein of 995 amino acids. The record is from RefSeq and is a predicted model, not a curated record. The transcript has a single exon.
UUUUGUGGAAUGAACAAAAGUGUCGUGCUCAUAUUGCUCGUUGCCGUAGUCAACGCAGCACAUUACAAGCAUGGUCAUGCUCAUCACAAAAUUGACGACGAUAAUCGAAAGCUUCGCGACGGCGCCAAUCCUGAUGAAGACGAUUACCGCAACUUUUGCUCCAGGAUCUCAUCGUUUCAACCUCAGAAAGCACAGUCAGAACUGACUGAAGUUCUUCAAAGACUUCAAGAUGACGGCCUCCUUCCAACGUCGAAUCCUAACAAGAAAGCCGAAGAAAUUUGUGAGCACCCUGGGAAUUAUUCCAGCCGCGUAUGCUCGUACUUUCGCAAAUACGAAAUGAUCAACAGCAUUCUUCUUGAUUACAAUAUGGUAACAACCGAGUCUGAUGUCAGACCGUUCUACCUACGUAUGUGGUGUAAGCAUCCAGAGUGUCUAGAGUUCAAAGCACGAAACUGUAAGAUCGUGUCUCACCGAAACGAGGGUCUUCCUGGCUACGUUGGUUGCACUGGUUUGCAUGUAGCAGCCCUUGACCCCAAGACGAGCAUCCAACUGAGAGAAGAAGUCACAAAAAUUUGCAAGGUCGACAAAUACGCUGGUCCAUUUUGCCUGUCCGAUAAAAUGAUUGGAAUUGUUGAUCGAUGUUCAAGAAAAGACGAAAUGAAGAGCUUUCUUGAUGCAGACCAAUUUAACAACGCCAUUUUGCUGAACUACGCAGCGUUGAAAUCAGUCGAUCCUGAGAACUUCGCUGAAGUUCAACCAUCGAACCAGAAAGAGCAGGAACUUUACUCUGGCAACCUUCAGGUAAUAUUUGAUCUUUUCAACCAAGCAAAAUAUGCUGAGCUUGCAAAGUACAUGGAAUUACUGCCAGGCUCGAUAGAUAUCGUUCCCUCGUGCACCAGCAUGGCGACGGCCGGUUUUGACGAAUCGAAACAGCGCGAAUGUAUUCUGGGAAGAACAAUCGAUCAAGUUAAGCAAUUUUUGCAGUUAUUACCGGAAAAUAAACCCAGUCUGGGCGGUGAAGAGAGGAAAAUUUUGAACACCAAAAUUGAUUACAAGGAGUAUCUCAAACAAGGACAAAUAGAAAGGAUUCUCGAUGUUGUCCAAAAUCAAGAACUUACAAUUUUUACCAUCACCGACAACCUGAAAAAGCAGUUCGACAAAAGUGUGGGAGAAAGGUUUCAAGAAAUGAAAACAUACUUCAGUCAAGUAGAAGGGUUCAACAAAGAGAUUGCGAAGGCCGAUAUUGGAUAUAUUAGUGGAACUCUGAAUACUUACGAAACCUCGAUAGAGAAUCUAGCCCGUGAAGUAGCAACUGGGCUUAGUGACUUACUCCUAUAUGCCAUCGGGACAUCGUCCGCAGACCUCAUUCAGAAAACUGCUGUACUUGCAAUGCAGAUCGCAGACGCUUGUAACCCUUUAAAGACCUUGUUUGGCGGAGGUGCAGCUACAGAUGUUCUCGGUGCAGCGGACGAGUUAGCACUAGCUAUUGCAAAUGUUGCAAAGUCAGCAAAACUGCAAUCGUCAUUCGGAGAGCUGAUUGACAAAACUGAGAAAAUUAUGAAUAAAUUUGAUGACAACAGCGAGUUCUUGAGAACGGUUAAGGAAUUGUUGAAAAAAAUUGAUGCUGAAGAAACCUCGGAUUCGUCUUUCGAGGACAAUAAGAUCACAUUUAUAGAGAAAUACAACGCGUACACGCCCGGUGUAACGAAACCAGAACUCACUGAAAUGACGGCCACAUGGGAAACUGUUUUGGAUGAGGCCUGUAACGUUAUAGAUGGUGCUGAAACAACCGGAGCAGCCGCCAUAAAGGCGAUAGUCGAUGGGUUGGGGCUCUGCUGGAAAGUUAAGAUUAAAGCCCAGAAAAUGAUUGAAACAUAUUGCGAAAUUUACGACUUUCAAUUUGAUCUGAUGGACGCAUUGGCUGCUUAUGUGCGAUCAGCCACCGCCGUAAAUGCUGCUAGUGAUAUGAACGAAAAUUAUGCACAAGUUGCUCAGUCCAAUCCAGAUGAUAUUCUGUACUUCUUGCAACAACUAGCGGGAUUAUCUUUCAUUAUGAACAAGAUUCAAAUGAUGCAGACGGUGGAAGCCUACUGCGACGUUUUGGAAUACAAGGAAGGAGCAGUGCGGCCCAGUGUAUGUAGAGGACUGGACACUGAUGUAAAAGGUCUUAUAGCUCAUGUUGAGAAAGAGUGUUCAAGCAAAACACUGCAAUACAGGAACGUACCUAUGACGCCAGCGAAAAGUGGGGACAAAGCGUUUUUGAAUAUUACAGAACUGUUUGCUGGAAGGCCCGUGACAUUCCAAAUACCCGAUGGGCAGUGGUUGGUGGACAAUGAAUGGAUUAAUGAAGACGAAAAGAGUGCGGCAAUUUACCUUCGGAAAUUUGAGGUUUUCUUGCCAACAGAGAGCCAGACGUCACGAGAUAUACAAGUUGUAACAAAAAUUACCGGUGGAAACUACUUGACUGAUGAUAAAACCGAAUACCUGAUCACUCCUCCUAGACCUUUAGUUUUCGACUAUGCCGAGGGUCGCGACACAGUAUGUCGUCAGGAAAGUAUUCGCAAUCCGUACACGUUGUGUGCCACUGAUGCCCCAGCAGAGAUAUGUCCACAUUCUCCAGAAACAGACUGUGUCGAGGUCCCGACAACUGUUCUCUACGGCUCAAUUUUUGCACAAUUGAGCGUUCGCCUUCGUGGUUAUCCUUCCAGUCUACCAAUUCCAGACCCAGCGACCCAAGCCUCGGUGAAAGUAGGCGUCCAACUUUGCAAGAUGAGUGAUUUGGUUAAAGAUGCAACGGUAUCACAUACGAAAAAACCUGGUGUGGCGAAGAAACAUUGGUCGAAGAAGUUGCGAAAAGACUCCAGUAGCAGACGGUGUUGUGGGGAUGGACAGUACUGGAAUGAGAAGGAGGGCUCGUGUCAAUCGUGUCCGAAUGGAUCUGUUCGACGACUUCAUGGUUACUUCUGUGACAAUAACCACAAAACACUAAGUUCUUAAACUUACUUAAGCUUCAUUAUUUAUUUGGGGAAUAUAGACUUUUUGGGGGAACUUGAUUUACAACAACAUCAAAAUAAAUUGUAUUUGGCAUUGGCAGAGGAGUGACUUUGGAAAUAGUAAAGUUCUCUUGUAAGUUGUAAAUAUUCAUUAAUAUCCAUACAAUAAUUAUUUGCUUAAACUUUGAUUUGUGCGUUACAAGUAGCGAUGAAUGAAACUCAACAGGCAAUGACG